CGUGCUUCCCUCUGCUCUGCAGCAGCCUUCCAACGCUAAAACAGACUUUCAAGAUGUCCGCUUCCACCAUAGACUCUGUCACGGCGACCCUCCACUAUUUCGAACCCCCUGCGGAUGGCUCGAAGCCAUUCAUCCACAUCAACGCGGAUCCCAAGACCGGCGUUCGCCCACAGAACUUUGAGACACGCACUCACCAAGUCGAGAUCGAGAAUCUCCGCGGAAAGGAGCACACCGUGUCGCUUGAUACCACCGGCUUCCAGUACUUCAAGCGCGCGGUACCCCAUACCACGUUCGAGAACAAUGAGGUGGUGGAAAAGGAGUACUACCCUCAGUCGAUAGAGCUCGUCAAGGAGCUCACUGGCGCUUCGAGGGCGGUGGUCUUUGAUCACACUAUCCGCCGUCGCCGUCCUGGUGAAAUCGAGGAUACUCCCGACAAGCGGCAGCCGGUGCCGCGGGUGCACAUCGAUCAGACAGAGGGGUCUGCCAUCGCCCGCGUCCAUCGCCACCUUCCUGCGGAGGACGUCCCCGACCUCCUAUCCAAGCGUUUCCAGAUAAUCAACCUGUGGCGCCCUAUCAAGCACGCUGCGCACGACUGGCCACUCACGCUUUGCGACUACCGCAGUGUCGAUCGCUCUGCUGACCUUGUCCCGACCACGCUGAAGUAUCCGGACCGUGACGGUGAGACGUUCAGCGUCAAGUUCAACCCUGGCCACAAGUGGAAGUACCUGCGCGGGAUGGAACCGGAAGAGUUGGUGCUGAUCAAGUGUUACGACUCUCAGAAGGAUGGGAAGACGGCCGUCUUUACGCCCCACACCGCAUUUGAGGACCCCACGACGCCAAAGGACGCGCCUUUGCGCGAGUCCAUCGAGCUCCGUCUCCUUGUAUUCUAUGACUAAGCGCAAUGUAUCCAGACCGGAAUGAUAUGCUCUGCUCUGCUCCUCUAGAUGCGAUGCUGGGCUCGAUUCAAAA
Messenger RNA from Dichomitus squalens LYAD-421 SS1, 969 nucleotides. RefSeq lists its product as uncharacterized. Gene Ontology annotation, molecular function: oxidoreductase activity. Bases 54 to 896 code for a protein of 280 amino acids. NCBI's taxonomy places the organism in Eukaryota, Fungi, Basidiomycota, Agaricomycetes, Polyporales, Polyporaceae. The record is from RefSeq and is a predicted model, not a curated record. The transcript is spliced from 3 exons.